AUGGACGCAGCUUAUGUGAAAUUUAUGAUGUGCCGGUGCCUUAUGAAUCGUGCGGAUUGGGGCUUAGCCAUUGGCUGCAUGAAUAUCGUGUACUCCUUUUUCCUCUUUCAAUUUUGGGCGGUGGAACUCUUCAGAUCCCUCAACAAUUAUUAUACCAUCAAGUGGGUUUUAUUGUACGGAUUCAACAUGAUGUUCAAUGUGAUCGCCAUGAUAAGGAUUGUGAAAAGGGAAAGUAUCUCGGUCUUCUACUGGAUGUGCGAAACAGGUGCACUUUUAAUAUUCCGAGUGCAUCACAUAUAUUACAACGUAGAUGAGUUUUGGCUAGCCAAAUAUUCGUUGUACCGCGUUUGCAACAUUAUAAUCGAUGCUUAUAUAGGAAUGUCUCUGCUGGCGAUGAUUUAUGUUAUGUGUGGCUUGAAGCUAGAGAGCCAAUUCCCCGAGGAAGAAAUGGAAAAUGAUUGCAAAUUCGAUCCAGAGUCAGCCAAAAGAGCUGCUCAGAAGGAUGAGAACGAGUUGCUAGCAAGGAAUCAGGAGGAGAAGUCGCACUUGGAACAGAGAAAGCUAGAAAGCGAUCGUGAAAUGGAGGAAUUAAAUCGCAAAGCCACUUUAAAACUGGCUCAGCUCGAGGAGGAGGGAUCCCUGUCCACACAGGAGAUAGCACCCACAGCACCCGAAGAGGAAAAUCUCGAUUCCAGCAUUUUCCUUAUGCCAGAUUUUCCCGGACCUUCAGCUCCGCCAGAAAGCAUACUCUCCAUCGAGCCGGAUUUCUGCUAUUAG
Molecule: messenger RNA, 777 nt
Organism: Drosophila melanogaster (fruit fly)
Lineage: Eukaryota; Metazoa; Arthropoda; Insecta; Diptera; Drosophilidae
Exons: 3
Coding region: 1-777 (258 amino acids)
Source: RefSeq, marked reviewed